AGUGAAUCGCACAAAAGAAGUUCGGAUCGAUAAGUCGCGGAGCGCGGGCUAAAUCAAGCCGUCAGCAGCUCCACAUAGAAUUCAACGACGACUGUCGAAACCCUCGAUUUACUCAACGCUACCAAUAAAGCACCUCACCUAAGCUUGGAUAUCUAAUCUCAAUAUGCGUCGCAACUUCAAAAUUUUCAAUUGCCGCCCUAGCCUCCGUGCUCGCGCUCCCCCGCACAUCAACACCUCAUAUCCUCGCGCUGAGUCAACCCAAGCUUCCCGCAUCGAUCGCAUCACAUCUAAGCUGCCUCGACGUUUACAAAGAUAUACCAGCGGUUUACGCAACGCUCCAGUCUCGCACAUUGUUUCAUUCUUGAUCCUCCACGAAAUUACAGCGAUUGUGCCGGUGCUAGGGCUAUUUGGUCUUUUUCAUUACACCAAUUAUGUGCCAGUGGAAUACGUAACGGGCCACUUUGGAAGCUAUGUCGAAGAUGGAGUUGGCCGAUUUGAGAGGUACUUCACACGUAAGGGGUGGUUUGGUUUCGGUCAGAACGAAGACGGCGAGGCCUCAAAUGCGGCUACAACACACCCGGACUCCAAAUCUGAGGACGCCGUGGAGCGCUGGCAUCGUGGAGAUGGGCGGUACAAAGUGGUAGUUGAAGUUGCUCUCGCGUACGCAAUCACUAAGGCUUUACUGCCGGUUCGUAUCAUCGGCAGUGUAUGGGCUACGCCAUGGUUUGCCGGGAUACUCAUGAGAGCCAAAGGAAUAUUCACAAGCAAACCUUAAGUCACUUUGAAAUCGAGCACGAAGGGUUUGAGAAGAUUUUCUGUCUUGAUUUUUGUUAUACCCACAGAGAUGAACUCAUCCCACUUGUAUGUGCUUUUUCCACUCCGUCAUUCAGGGCGUUACAACAUCGAAAAUUUAAGCCUUCUCGUAGACCCAGUUGAACUGGGCGGACUUCCAGGAGACGACCUCGCCCUCCUUGAACCAGAGAGCAAUCUCCUUCUGGGCGUUCUCGACCGAGUCGGAGCCGUGGCAGACGUUGCGGCCGACAUCGAUGGCGUAGUCACCACGGAUGGUACCGGGGGAAGAGGCAAGGGGGUUGGUGGCACCGAGGAUGGCUGAAUGUGCAAUUAGAAAGUGGAAAGAAAUAGUCAAUGAUUGGAGACUUACCACGGCCAGUCUUGACAGCAUCACGGCCCUCCCAGACCAUGGCGCAGAUGGGGCCAGAGUUCAUGUCUAGAUGAAAUUAGAUUUGCUUGUAUCAAUUGGAUUUGGAAGCCAUACACUCAAUCAGACCAGGGAAGAAGGGCUUGCCAGCGAGAUCGGCAUCUAUAACGAUGUUAGGGCGAAUUGAUAUAUCGAACGACUUUUGGGGAUGACGCACAGUGCUUCUCGAGGUGCUCCUUGCCGGGGGUGACGAGCUUGAUGGCAGCAAGCUUGAAGCUGUAAAAAGUUAAUAGCUAUAGCAACAACGGCAGACAAAACUACUCACCCUCGGUUCUCGAAUCGAGAGAUGAUGGGACCAACG
Fusarium verticillioides 7600 is the source of this 1520-nucleotide messenger RNA. RefSeq lists its product as hypothetical. NCBI's taxonomy places the organism in Eukaryota, Fungi, Ascomycota, Sordariomycetes, Hypocreales, Nectriaceae. The coding region runs from base 164 to 775 and encodes 203 amino acids. The transcript has 2 exons. Gene Ontology annotation, cellular component: mitochondrion. The record is from RefSeq and is a predicted model, not a curated record.